Kluyveromyces lactis is the source of this 744-nucleotide messenger RNA. Its product is annotated as Smr domain-containing protein. The transcript has a single exon. The record is from RefSeq and is a predicted model, not a curated record. Lineage: Eukaryota; Fungi; Ascomycota; Saccharomycetes; Saccharomycetales; Saccharomycetaceae. Bases 1 to 744 code for a protein of 247 amino acids.
AUGAGCUACGUGGCAGAGAGGGGCGCUCUUCUUUCUACAGAGAAGGAUUAUAAUCAUGCCACUGAUAAAGAGUACCAAAGAUUAAGAGGUUUAGCUGACCAGGCAUACAAGGAAAGACAGAAAUUAUCACAACAAUCACAAAGCAGUUUUAAGACCGGUGAUAAGUCAAAGGCUCACGAAUUAAGUGAAGCAGCCAAAAAGAAGCUGAAAGAAGCUGAAGACUACAAUUUACAGGCGGCUGAAUACGUCUUUGUUGCCAAUAACGCUGACAGUUCUUCCAAUGAAAUUGAUUUACAUGGGUUGUAUGUAAAGGAAGCAAAAUGGAUUCUUCAACGAAGGGUAGCGGCAGCGGUCAAGAAUGGGGAAAGUGAAUUGCAAGUUAUCGUUGGAAAAGGAUUGCACUCCUCCAAUGGGGUAGCUAAAUUGAAGCCUGCCAUUCAAGAACUUUGUGACGAAGCUAAUUUGAAUGACCACGUUGACUCCAAAAAUACUGGUGUCGUUAUUAUUGACUUGACAGGUGCAAGAAUCCCAGUUUCUUGGGAUACUACUGAUUUUUCCACGUACUCUCAAUCCCAAGCCAACAAACCUAGUAAACCGCAGCAGGCUUACCAAGGCCAACAACAACCACAAUACCAGCCAUACGCGCAACAGCAACAGCAUCAGCAGCAACAAUCAUCCGGAAGCUCUUCUUUGGUCGACCAAUUGUUGCGUAUGCUCUGCCAGUGUGUCAAGAACAACAUGUAG